AUGACGCGUUCUCGGCAUCGCCGCGAGCAUGAGAUACAGAAGGCAAUCGCUCACUUUUUGCGCGAACACUGGCCUGACCUGCCCUUUGUGGGUUCUGUCAAUGGCGCCUUCCUUGGCGGCGGUCGCCUUGGCGCCAUACGAUGGAACGCACUCCGAACAACCGGGAGCUCGAGCGGCUACCCGGAUGUUUUCGUGCACUGGCGAGGAGCCUUCAACGAGAUCGGCUUGGCAGUCGAGGUGAAAGUACUCGGUGCUCGACUGCAACCGCGCCAACAGGAGUGGCGCACACGGUUGGUUCGGGCGGGUGCUGUGUUUGUCGUCGUGCAUUCACUUGAUGAGUUUGUGCAAGCUCUCAACAGCUACCUAGGAGACACGCCAGCACCGGCAGCGGAGAGCGACAAUUCGGCAGACUCGAUGCAGAGGGCGGAUGAGGCACUAGACGAGGCUGCCUGCUGCAACCUGGCCCUGUGGAUAAAAAAGAAAAAGCGACGCUGUGGCGGGCGGCGCUGUGGAGACCUGAAGGCCCGGAAGGUUGUGCCGGCUCAGCCGCGCGGCGAGGCGGCGGCGAGGUCUCCGAAUCGAUUGCUCCGGAGGAGCGCUGUUGAGGCGCAGCUGCUGCGGCUCGUCGCCCACCGCCCCGUCGCCGCUCCCCUCGCCCGCGCGCGGCGCGCAGGCUCAGUAGUCGCGACGCAGCCGGCGGCGGCUCUCGGCGGCGUUUCUGCGGCGUGCAGCGCCGCGGCGCCGAGCGACGAUGCUGGGUCCACCGCCGCGAGCCGCGCGGCGGCAGUCGCGACGCUGCCGGCGGCGGCUCUCGCCGGCGUCUCUAAGGCGUGCAGCGCCGUGGCGGCGCCGAGCGGCGAUGCUGGGUCCACCGCCACGAGCCGCGCGGCGGCAGUCGCGACGCAGCCGGCGGCGGCUCUCGCCGGCGUCUCUAAGGCGUGCAGCGCCGUGGCGGCGCCGAGCGGAGAUGCUGGGUCCACCGCCGCGAGCCGCGCGGCGGCGGUCGCGACGCAGCCGGCGGCGGCUCUCGGCGGCGUUUUGGUGGCGAGCGGCGCCGCGGCUCCGAGCGGCGAUGCUGGGUCCACCGCCGCGAGCCGCGCGGCGGCGGUCGCGACGCAGCCGGUGGCGGCUCUCGGCGGCGUUUUGGUGGCGAGCGGCGCAGUUGCGUUCACCCGGUAA
Messenger RNA from Emiliania huxleyi CCMP1516, 1179 nucleotides. RefSeq lists its product as hypothetical. NCBI's taxonomy places the organism in Eukaryota, Haptophyta, Isochrysidales, Noelaerhabdaceae. Gene Ontology annotation, molecular function: hydrolase activity, acting on ester bonds; nucleic acid binding. Bases 1 to 1179 code for a protein of 392 amino acids. The record is from RefSeq and is a predicted model, not a curated record. The transcript has 8 exons.